AUGGAUUCAAUUAAAAUGUUUAUGGAUAUUUUUGAAAGAGCUGUGGAAGAAAGAAAUAGCAAUAAUUUGAAGGAAAUUUUAAAAGAUAGAAGAUAUUUUCAAAAUAUAGCGAAAGAUGAUUGUGAAUUAAUGCUCUCUAUAGUAUUUGAUAAAAAUAAAGGAUUGCUUUCUUUUCUUAAUAACGAACUUAACAGAGUGAAACCUCAAAAAGGUUUUGAUUUGGCAAUUGUAGAAACAUUUCAUCUUCUUGAGUUUAUCAUAGAACAAUUCUCUGAUACAUUCAUACCAUACAUGAUUGAAACAAAGAAUGUAUGCCAGCAGGCACUUGUAACAAAAUGUUCAGCAUUUAUUCAGAAAGCUGCUUGUAGUACAUUUAAUAAAUUGAUAGCAAGUUUUGACAAUUAUGAAAUUGUAUCAGAUGAAACUGUAAAAAAAUUUAUAUCUUUAUUUCGUUUUAGUAUUAAAGAAAGAAGUUUAUUACUUUCUGUGCUUGGGACAAUUGCAAAACAUUGUCCAGAAGUUUUAACAACAGAACAAUAUCACAUAAUUUUCCAACAGCUAAGGAAUGAUUUUAUCAUUCAGUACAAUUCACAAAAUAGAUCCCACUCAAUUGAUGUAUUUCAACUAUAUUUCGAUGCCUUUUCAAAUAUAUUGUCAAAACUUCCAGAAAAAAUGGAAGAAAAAUAUUAUAAGGAAUUGUAUAUAUGGGUGAAAGAAUUAAGUGAUCCAAAAAAAUACGCAGUUAAAAAAGUUUCAAUGAGAUCAGCAAUUAAUUUAUUGUCCAAACAUAUAGAUUUGUUUAGCAAUUUUAUUUAUUGUGAUUAUAAAUAUUGGUAUGAUUUAUUGAUAAAUUUAGCUCAAGACAAAAAUGUACAAUGCAGUGAGUGUGGACAAUAUGCUUUAAGAGGUUUUUACAGAAUAAUUGGGAAGAUUUUAAAGAACAAAUCUUCUGAGGCUGAUAAAGCAAUAUUCUUGCAUUUCAAAAAUCAUUUUGAGGAACAAUUAAAAAAUAGCCAUCAUGUAAAUUCAAAUAUACUGCGUUUUAUCAUAUAUGGAUUUAGUCAAAUGGCUGCACCAUGUAAAAUAUAUUUUACUGAUAAUGAUGUGAAAAAUAUGUUUUCUUUGAUCGCUAAUUGUGCUAUGUCACUCUGUUCAAGUGGUGAUUUAGAAAAAGUACAGUUGGAAAGUAUUUGCAAUUACCAAGAAGCUCUUUUAGAAAUAAUAUUGCAUACAUCGGAUCUUUCAAUCGAUCAAAUUAAUAUAAUUACGAAGCUUAGUAUUCUUUUAAUCAAAAGAUUUCCUGAUUUUCCUAUCACUAAACAGAAUUUUGCUGUAUUUUUAUUAAUAAAUACAGUUAUUAAUAUUAAGACAAUCAAUAGAAAUCUUUUAGAUGAAUUUCUUUAUAAUUUAAUUUAUAACGGAAUAGUGUGGACCUGUUCGCAUACCUUAUUCGUUGAUGCUGAAUUACAACGCGGAUUGAAUAAUCUUCAGGAGCGACCACUGUGCUAUAAAAAUUAUUUGCCUUUGUGGUUGCAACUUUUAAAUCAAGACAAAUAUAAAAGAGAUUUCAUACAUAGCACAGAAACUGUACAAUAUGUAGUUGAUUCAACUAUACACGUGGGAAUCGCAUUGAUUGACAAAUUGAAUCUGAAUAUAAAAACGAAAGAAGAUAACAUAUUUUCAGAUGCAGCCUUCUCUCAAAUUGCUGAGAAUGAGGCAGAUUUUCGAACGUUUGUCAAUAUUACAGAUUUAUAUGUUGAUAUAAUUAAUAGUUUGGAUACCUCUUUAUUUAUAAAUACAAUGCACAGAUUUUUAUUGAAAGUUAUCAGUAAAUCUCACAAGCAUCAUUUAGUAUCAGGAUUUUAUAAAUUAAUCCAUGCAGUAUCUAAACAUAUUUGUGAUUCAAGUAUUGAUGAAAUUGAAACAGAAACAUUAGAAAUGUUGAACAAGUAUAUAAUGAACGUAUUGAAUCUGAUUCCUACGUUUUCUAACGAAUUGUUAACUACAUGCAUACACUUAAUUUUAGAUGUACCAAUGCUGUAUGUAGAAAAAAUACUGAACAGUGCAGUUCAAACAUUUAAAAUUGCCUUUACUAUUGGUAUAAGUGAUUUUGAACUAGCUUGUAAAGCUUUAAGUACGUUAGAAAAAUGGACGAAUUAUUUCGAUAACCAAGUCACAACUGGAUUUUUACAAGAAGUAAUACCAUUUUUGGAACCAUAUUUACACAGCGAAGAAAGCACUGUAGAACUUCUACAAGACAUCAUAAAAAUGGAGCGAAAAGUUAUUAAACAAAUAGUAUUAAGAGAUGAUGAGAAUACUUUGGAAAGAUUCCAGAUGAGAGUUUUGUUGUUUAUUGCUUCGCUUGAUACAAAUAUAAUACUGAAUUUCAUAUAUAAAAGAUCUAUGGACACAGGAGCUACUUGGGACAAGAAAGACUUACUCGAAUACUCGUUGACUUUCUCUGAUAUAAAAGUAGAUUUUCAUUUUGAUAAAAUUUUACCAAGAAUAAUCUUAUUGGCUCAAAAUUCUGGAGACAGACGGACAAAGGUACUUGCUUGUGAAGUGCUUCAUUCGAUAGUAGCGUAUGUUCUUGGCAAAACGUCACAACAAUUAACAUCUAAUCCAGAUCGAUUCGUUUCUCUCUAUGUAAUAUUGUGUCCAGCUUUAUUGAAUUUGGGCUGCGAUUACGAAGAAGCAACGAGGAAAAUUUUUUAUCCAUUAAUGCUACAGUUAACUCAUUGGUUAAGCUCGAAAUUCAUGCUCAAAUCUCCAGCUACUAUACAUUUUCUCGACUCAUUGUUCGAAGGCCUUUGCAAUGAAGCAAAUUCGUCUCUUAGAGAAUUUUCUGGCAUUUGCUUAGCCGAAUUUACUAAAUGGUCUAUAAAACAGUCUAAUAAUGAUACAAUAAGUCAGUCGAAUAUUGAUGAAGUCAUAUAUAAAAUGACAAAUUUUGCCCUUCACCCUUCUGUCUCUAAACGAAUAGCAGGCGCAACAGCUUUUAAUCAUCUUUAUACUAUUUUGCGCGAAGAUGAGAAAACUGUGUCCAUAUAUUGGUUGGAAAUUUUAUACAGUUUCGUCAGAAGUUUGAAUGGUUGUAAUGAUCCAUCAAUCAUUAAUGCUCUCGGUCACAUUGAGAGAGUCUUGAUAGCGAAGAAAAAUCUGUUAAAUGCAAACUAUCACAAUCGUAGGAAACCUUAUGAAUUUGAAGGUUCAACUUUGAUUGAUGCUGUGAAUUGGUUACUCACACAAUGUGGUUGCUUAGAUCAAUGUUGUCGGAUAAAAUGUAUGGAACUAGUUGUAAAAUUUUCUGAACAUGUAGCAAAUUGUGACUCAAUUAAAUCAGUAAUAAAUAAUUACAUUGAUACACACGGAAUUGAAAUGUUUAAUCGGAUAAUCUUAGAUGAAUUGUCAAAAAUAGAAAUACUAUCUGUCAAUAGUAUACUACCUUUACUAAGGAGCUUGGAUUGUUACAUUUGGUUAAUAAAAGGCGAUUUAUUGGACAUACAAUGUCUACUUGGCAAUUUAAAUUCACAAAAAGAAGUAAUUUUCAAUUGUGCUAGAAAUUUUAUUCAUGUGAUAAAUAGGAUUAAAAUAGAAAAUAAGGAAGAUGAUAUGGUAAUAUUAUCAAAAGAGAUUGAACAUCUACAAACGUUACAAUGUAAAACAAUAUUGAGUAUAUUUGAUUUCAUACAAAUUUUAUUGAAUAUAGAUGAUAAUUUAAUUCCCGAUUUCUUUUUUAAUAAAGACUUCUUCGAAUUAAUUGCAAAAUGUAUAAUGUGUCCGCAAUUAAUAGGAUUUGAUUUUAAGAAUAUUGAUAUUACUGAAGAAAUUGUGGGAAAUUUGUUACAAUCUAUAAUGUGUAAAAAUGUAUACCAUCUAAUUAAAUAUGAACUAUCGAUAUAUGUGAAGAAGCAUAUAAAUGAUUCUGUUGCAUUAGAUAACAUUAUUUCUGGUGAAAAGAAUUUUAGUGAACUUAAACAAUAUAUUCGUGGUUUAAGUUUUUUGGAUCAUCAUAAUAUUCUUAAUCAAUUAGAUAAUAUAAAGGAAUUAAUCAAUCGAGAAGAUAAAAUUACACGUAUUUUUAAGGCUUUAAUAAGAGAAUCACUCGGAGAACUUAUUUAUAUAAGUAUAAAGCCAUCAGCAAAAGAUUAUCUGAAAAUUUUAAUGGAAUUUUUACUUAUACAUUAUGAGUCAUCAAUUACAAGAAUGUUAAUUGAAUUCAUUGAAGAUGAUACAAUGCUCGGAUCAGAUGACAGAAAAAUUAAACAUGGUGUACAUUUUUUGAAUACAUUUAAAUGCGAAAUAUUUAAAUACAUGUUAAAGGAUACAGAAAAAACUAUGGAAAUAUUUGAUGAUUUAUUGCAACGAGAUCCAUCUACUUUUUUAAUGAUAAUGGAACAAUUGUUCUUAUUUAUGCAACGCUAUAAAAAGAAAUUCCAUGAUCGUGCAGAAAUAUUAGUAAAUACAGUUAUUAAAAAAUUCACAGUAUUUGAAAGGGCUGUAAGUAAUUUUGAGGACAGAAGGCAAAAAUUAGUAAAUAUUUUUGGAAUUGCAGUUCAUUUGAAAGAUAGACCAAUAGAAGUGUCAUCUACAAAUAAAGAUUUUUAUAUAUGGAUUCUUAAUCAGCUAACGGAGAAUUCAGACAUAGAAUAUAAAGUAUAUAUCCUUCAUAAUUUUCUCAUAUGUCUAACUGAUAUGACUGAUACUAAACCAGAAUUGCUUGCUAUUUUACAUAGUUUGAAGAAUAAUAGACUCGAUGUGUGCUCAAUUGAUUUUUCUCAGAAAAAUGUGAAAGCUUUAAAAAUUACCAAUUGUUUUCAGAAAUUAGUAACGUUGUUACCAAUUACUAAGUCGGUAGUAGUAUUCGAAACUAUUAUUUUAUUUGCAAGUGGUAUUGCUGAAUAUCUGUGUAAUAAAACAACUAAUGAAUAUUUACAAAAAUACUUUGAUUCAAUUACUACCGAUUAUGCUGUGAAAUCUAUACAAUCAGCGUAUAAGUUAUUUAUGAACUUAAAUACACUCAUAAAUGAAAGAUUUGAUGUAUUGUAUAAAUUCCUUUUACCAUUAUUUGAAUUUUGCAAGACCACUGAAAUAAAUCAAUUCUUUGAAAUAAAUAUCAAAGAAAUAUAUACUAUGAUUCAACAAAGUUUGAUUGGCGUCACUUCACUAGAUAUGAAACAGCUUAUGGUAUCAAAGAUAGGAUGUUAUGAUCUUAUUGCGAUUAUGUUUGCAAAAUUACAUAUAAAAGACAUAGAUAGUACCGAGAGUAUAAUUACUCAAAAUGCUAUUGACAAUAUAGUUACUGGAAGAGAACUUAUACAACAUUUAUACAGUAACGUAUUAAAUAUACGCAGGUUAAAGAUUUCUGAACCUGAACUUAAAGAAACAGCGAGAUUGUUACAUUGUUCUGCAUAUAAUUGUUCCAUAGCCAUUGUAUCUAAUUUGAAAAAGGACGAAGACGCUUAUGCAAGUGUUUUUGCUGAGAAUAGGGAAAAACAACAGUUAAUUUGGGAGAAUAUUUUAGAUUGCCAAAAGCAAUAUAAUUUUCAACAGACAGUUACUGAGUAUCCAAAGUAUCGUAAAAGAUUGAUUAAUAUUAGAAAAAGUAUAAAGCAAAGACAAGCUUCUAAUCAUUACUCGUAUAUUUAUAGUUACGAUUUAUCUUCCUGUACUUUAACCGAAGAUAUAAAUGCAUAUGAUUUUAAUGAAACUAUAAUACGAACUAAACCUGAUAGUAGUGAAAAAAAAGAAAGCAUGAGUUUAACAUUUGAAGCUGACGAACUAAAUAAUCAUGAAUGUAUGGCUUCUAUUUGUGGAGUUUUGAGUCAUAUGAUAGAAGAAGAAAUAUCUAUACCACCUACUAAUGACAGUAUUAUAAUACCAAAGUGGCUAAAAUACUUUUAUAGUUCCAUUAUAAAAACAAAUUACGAUAAUGUCAGAUUAUUUAUGUUGAAAGUUGUUUUAAAUAUGUCAACUGUGUUUCAACCUUAUGCAAAAUUUCUUCUUCAGCCGAUAAUGCACACAACAUAUUCAUAUUUGAAAAGAAAUCAAUUGAAUUAUAUCAUUGUUGAUACUUUAGAAAUGUUAAUAGAUUGGCAAACUUCUCUUAAAAAAUUAAAUGAAUCGACACUUGAUCAGAAUAAAAAUGCAAUUCAACAACUAUGGGAAAUACUAAUUCAAAAGGUGAUAAUUGUGAGAUCCAAUGAGAUUUCCAAAUCUAUUUAUAAGUACAACAUGAACAUGAUAAAAACUAUGCUUGAAGUAUGGCAUUCUUAUUUGAAACUACCUAAAAAUUUAAGCGAUAAAAUGAAAACUGCACCGCGAGGUGCAAUAUAUUUAAUAUUAAUUUGUUUCGUUAAUGGUAUGGGAUCAGACAUUAUUCAAAGAAAUGAUAUCUUAGAAUUUCUAGAGAAAUCUCUGGAGAACUGGAAAGACGAUGAAGAAACAAUUUUACAAUGUUGUGAAUGUUAUGGUUUAAUCUUAAAAUCUUUGGACGACCAUGACAAGAAGUGCGCUAUAAUUGAUAAAAUUCGAAGUAUAUUGAGACAGAUGCAGACAAUAUACGAGAUCAGACAGAUAAAGUGCAUUCGAGCAUUAUGUAAAAAUUAUCCGGCUGCGGCAAUGACUUAUUUUCAAUUUGUUACAGCAAAUAUAUUUAGAGUAGAUGUUCAAGGCAUGUCAAAUUGUUUAGAAAUAUUUCUACUCUGCAUACCGAACCUCAGCACGGAUCAAAUACUGGACGAAUUACGUUACAUGAAGUUCCAUGAUUUCUUAACAAAUAAAGUUCUGCUUUGUGAGAAAACAGCAUUAAAAAUCAUCGAUUCUUUAGUUCAUGUCCUACCUCCUACAAGUGUAUGGACAUAUGUAACAUUAGUGCCACCUUAUUCAAAGCAUAAUCUUUCUGAAUACAGAGAAAUCGCUUAUGAACAGAAUUCUGGAAAUAAUGAGAUAGAGAACUUGAUGCAGAUCAGCAAAGAAAUAUUACUUAAUGGUAUAUUAGAUCCUACUGAAAUAUUACAAGAAAUGAUACUAAAUUUUUGGACACAGAAUGCAAAAUUAACAAACACCUGCAAAGAAAGAUUACUCGAAAUUUUAAAUAUAUACACUUCCAAUACUGGUAAAAAUUUUUUACCGUUUAUAUUAUUAUUGAUCAUUGAUCUUAUAAAGAAAUCAAAUGAUUACACACAGACAAUGUUUGAACCUUUACAUGGUUGCAGUUAUAGAGACUAUCAAAUAGCUCUCUUAUGGAGAACGAAAAAUUUGGAAUCAAAGGCCCCGCUUUUUGCUCCAUCCUUGGCUAAUCAAAUGAACCAAAUGUUCACUCAAAUGAAUACUACAUCGCCGGAUAUGUCUCUUAACUUUACAUAUACAAAAUCCAAUUAUGACUCUAAUGCUGAAUUAAUGCUUCAAACGACUCAAGAACUUGAUUUUGAGCCCACUUAUAACGAUACAUCUCUUGCAUCACUCAGUAAUCUGGAACAAGAUAACACAUUUAAAGUACCAAAAGUACCACAACCUGCUCACAAUAAAAGGUCAAAGCGAUUUUUAAGUAGUUCAAGUGAUAUUUCUGCGAAUAUACGGCAAAAAGAGAUUAAAAGAAAUAUACGGCACAUGGAAAUGAUAAAAGAGGAAAGCGCUCGGCAAAGAAGCAGUGUAAAAUUAUACAGAAAGUAUAGAAUUGGUGAUUUUCCAGAUAUUGAGAUAUCACAUGCUACAUUGCUCGAACCAUUACAACAGUUAGCAAAGAACGAUCAAUUAAUCUGUAAAGAUUUGAUAGUUCAUAUCGUUUGCUCAUUAAUUGAAAAAUGUGGACAGAAUGGUUUUACAGAAGAGCUUGCAUCUAGUAUGAAACAGAUUAUGGAAAAUGAAAAAAAUAGCAAUUCUACUAUCACUGCAAUUUUAGAGAUAUUACUGAAUGCUUCUAUAACAGACUGUUCACCAGAAGUUAUUGCAAAAGCUGCGAAAUCGAAUAGUUUGAACUUCCUUGGAUCACUCGUUUUAGAGGAAAAUUUGAUUUACGGGACAAGAAAUAUUUCUGAACCACCUCAAAAGAAGGUGCGAAACGAAAUUGCGGCCGAAUGGUUGCAUUUGUCGAAUCUUUAUAAAUCUAUGAAUGAUGUUGAUGUAGUUCUUAGCAUUUUUCAAAAUCACAUCACAAAUGAAGAUAUGCAGAUUGCAUCGUUUUCCCAAGCAUCUAACAAAUGGGAAAGAGCAAAGGCAGCAUACAAGAAAGCAUAUGAAACAGAAUCAGACUUAGUGAAGGAACAUUGUCUUCAAGGUUUGUUCGAAUGUUUAAGUAAUUUAUGCAGUUGGGACGAAAUUGAUACGCACAUAAAGAACAAACUUGAUAGAAAUUUAGACAAUAUUUGGAAUAAUCCAUGGAAAGAUUGGAUGUUCCCUUGGGCAUUUACAGUGCAUAUCCGUAGACUGAUAAGUGAAGACGACAGUGAGGAAUUCCAGAAUGAUUUGAAAAUUAUGGAAUGUUGGUUGAAGGAUGCGGAAAAGACAAGACAUAUGAAACGAUUCUUUGGGGAGGAAUGUUCAAUGUUCUUUUUGCACAAUCAACUAGAGGUUGCUCGUGAAUUUUUACUAAAUUCAUUGGAUGAGAUAAGAGAACAGUGGAUCAGGCUUCAUCCGCUUUCUACUCAAUUAAGAAUUUGUAAAUUACAGAAGUUGCGAAUCGUUAACGAUGUAAACAAGUUUAUAAAGACUUUGAAAACAGUAGAAUCAUCGCGCGAUUUAAACGAGAUAUUGAACUUUUGGAAUAAGAGUAUACCUUCAGCACUAGAUGAUGUAUUUUCUUGGGAUAAAUUAAUGUCUUAUAGAACAUAUUUCAUUAAUAAAUUACGUAAUGACAAGCUGGAGGAAUGGACUGAGAAUGAUAUGGACAGUAAUCCUGAUGAAAACGAAGAUUCAAUUGCCUAUAGAUUGCGCGCGAUUACUUUUGAUAUGAGAUUGAAAAUGGUCGAAGCAUCGAUAAAUCAGAAGAACAAAUACAUAGCAAAAUAUUAUAUGCAACAGGUAGAAAAAAGUAUCAAAUCUUACCCGCCGAUCUUUUUCAAUGAAUUUUUAUUAUCGUGUGGGAAGUUAAGAUAUCUGAUGGGAGAUAUUGAAACGAACGUUCAGAAGAAACUAUCCCAUUAUACUCAUUCUUGGGAGCAUUGCCACGAUCUUUUACAACAAAAUCAUAUUGCUGAUACUACGAAUGUUAAUAGUCGAAAACAAAUCAGCAUGAUAGCAUCAAGAAUUGCACAAUUUAGCGAAGAAAAUGAAAUGUUCGCAGAAUUAUUAAGAGAAAAUACUACAAUUCUGAAAGAAAUAAAUGCUGAAAAUAACGAUUUAUCCAAUAUUAAAAAUACACUAGAAACUUACAGUUUUAAUCAGUUGAAAACAUGCUGUGAUAUGACAACUAAGAAUAUUAAAGAAAGCUAUUUUAGUCUUGCAAAGUACUGCUAUGAUAAAUUAUCGCAUGAUUCCAAUGACAUUCAAUUAAGUAAAGAAUUUAUUCAUUCCAUAUUGAAAGCCAUGAGUUAUGGAUCUCUCGAGGCAGCCCAUUAUUUCCCCUGCCUGUUAAAACCUGAAUAUUUCUACAGUCAAGAAACAAAGGAUAUCUUUAUGAAAGAGAUUGAAAGUAUUCAAACUUGGUUAUUCCUCUCUUGGCAGGCCCAAUUAUUUUCUCACUUAGGAACGUCAAUUGCUCCUUUAAUUAUACCAAUCCUUAAACGAAUUGUUGAAAAAUAUCCUAACGCAGUUAUUUAUACAUUUCGUUUAACAGUGGAAACAAAUCCUGCUCUCCUAAACGAAACUAAUACUUAUGGAAUUCGACAAAUUCUUUAUAAUAGGCCGGAAAUCGAUCGAUUUCUGACAGCGAUGCAUUAUGUAGUCCAACCAGAAUUAUAUUUGCAACACUAUUUGAUUGAAUUUAAAAAAAAUUUAUCUCUGGGUAUAGUUACGGCUGUCGAUACACUUCUAAACAAAGUAUAUCCAAGUUCACGAGAGAACAAGCAUGAACCAAAACCAGGAAAUAUCUUUAACGAGAUCGCGCCUUACAAAACUAAAAUAAAGGAGUUAGAAAACAAGAAAAUUGAAGAGAUUAAAUCACGGGUAGAUAAGAUAAUUGAAAAUGUUAAUAUGUUACUUAAGAAGCGUAAGGAUAGAUUAAAAUUGCGAGAUUACAGUCCGUGGUUGUGUAAUUUCUCUGAGAGAGACGUAGAGAUACCUGGCCAGUAUACUGGCAACAGGAAACCUAUGCCUCAAUAUCAUGCAAAAAUUUUAAAAUUUGAACCUAUUGUAAAAGUAAUGCAGUCAAUUCGCAAACCUAUUCGAAUUACUAUGAUUGGUAAUGAUGCAAAGGACUAUCAUUUCCUAGCGAAAUUUGGAGAAGAUCUACGACAAGAUCAAAGAUUGCAACAACUGUUUACUCUUAUGAACAAGACGUUGCAAAUUGACGUAGCUUGUAGACAAAGACAAUUGUCUAUUGAUACUUAUCAGGUGAUUCCCCUGUCCAAAACAGUGGGUCUUAUACAAUGGGUAAAUAAUACAAGAUCAUUGCAAGAGUUGGUAAAUUUCACUCUGUCGAAGCAAGAAAUAAGGCAAUAUGAUUCUAUAUGUGAACUCUAUCAUGAGUGGAUCAAAAAUGCCUCUUCUUCUAAAAAGAUGCAUGAAAAAUACAAGGAAGCAACAAUGAAGUACAACGCUUCAAAAGUGAUCGAUAAAAUGAAUGAAUUUAUUGGCAAAACAGGAUGGAACAGUUUACGCAAGACAUUGACCGUAUUAUGCCCAUCCAUAGAAAGUUUCAUUACGAUCCGCCGAAAUUUUAUUACUUCCUAUGCUACAAUGUGUAUUGCACAUUGGAUCUUAGGCAUUGGUGAUCGACAUUUGCAAAAUAUCCUUAUUGUUAUCGAUUCAGGGCGCUGUUUAGGUAUCGACUUUGGAUUAGCUUUUGAUGCUGGCGUUGAUCAAAGAAUACCAGAGUUAAUGCCUUUUCGCUUAACACCUCAAAUUUUGGGCUUACUGAAACCUUUCAGUGAAAAGGACCUUUUAGGAGCGAUAAUGAUUCAUGCGUUACGGGCAAUUAGAAAGGAACAAGGUCCCAUUCUGUCUUGCAUGGAUGUGUUUGUUCAUGAACCUCUGAAUUGGACUGAACACAUUAACAAGAUAUUAAGAGAAAACGAAGAAGAUGUUGCAGAUAUAAAGUGGAUUCCAAUAAGAAAAAUUAAAGCUGUCACGAAAAAACUGAAUGGAAUUAAACCAUCUUUGAUUACAUUAGAUCAACUAAAAGAGCAACAUUAUGAUAAGUAUUUCGAUAGAUAUUAUAGUAUUGUUAGCGGGGAUGAUGACAUCAAACGACCACGAGCAAAAAUGAAGAAUGAUUUUCUAACUCCCGAGGAACAGCUUGUCACGAACUGGGGUAGCUGCUAAUACUCCAUUUUGCGUUCGCGUAGAUGCUGGUGUAUUAAAUGAAUUAGCUGGCGUUCCAUCACUCCGCUGCGAUCGGAAUGGAGUAGCCAAAAUUGUAUUUGGAGUUGCCACGGCAUUCGUGGAAGGUACAACACUAGUGAAAUCAGAAUUAUUUAAUGGUGUAUUUAAUCCACCUGUAUGGAAAAUAAAGCGACAAAAUUAA
Messenger RNA from Heterotrigona itama, 11623 nucleotides. Lineage: Eukaryota; Metazoa; Arthropoda; Insecta; Hymenoptera; Apidae. The record is from the annotation of a GenBank genome assembly.